Molecule: messenger RNA, 252 nt
Organism: Ceutorhynchus assimilis (cabbage seed weevil)
Lineage: Eukaryota; Metazoa; Arthropoda; Insecta; Coleoptera; Curculionidae
Source: the annotation of a GenBank genome assembly
AUGAAUGAACCCGUUUCUGACCCGUCAAACCAAUAUUAUUCCAGUGAUUUCGAGAAUAAUUACAAUGACACGGCGACUCAAUACUACUAUAGUACUGAAGAAAACCCUUCUUCCGAUUAUUAUAAUUACCAAGCAAAUUUUACCAACGAAUCUUUGGCACCAAUCCCGACCUGUGAUAAUACUAAUGGAACUGACCUACCCGAGGAAGAUGUAAAUUUUCAAAUAACACCUCAAGAGGACAAUCAAACUUAG